Geodia barretti is the source of this 2450-nucleotide messenger RNA. Lineage: Eukaryota; Metazoa; Porifera; Demospongiae; Tetractinellida; Geodiidae. The record is from the annotation of a GenBank genome assembly.
GGCCACCACACUGGGAGAUGACACCGACAAUAUUGAGGGUCUGUUUGCUCGUUUCAACGAAGGUCUCCAGGACAUCAUCCGUGAUCCGCGUGAUUUGGCCGAACUGCUUCUCUACUACUCCAUCCGCCUGCUUGACUCGGGAGGCCAGCCACAGUUCCACGAGAUCGCAUCCAUUGUCUUGCCAGCUGUCACGGGCAUCAUCUCAGUCUUCAAGCUCUCUGAGCCUCUUGCUGUUCACGGAGAGGUGGUGUUCUACAAGGAUGGGGUACAGGCCAACGAUCCUUACAGUCGUACCUCACCAAUGAGCAAGUGAUCCGUCACGAUCUCCUUGCCAUCCAGUCGGAGGUUAGCCAGAAAGGGACGGAGGAAAUGGCCAAUCUCGCGUUCGUUGGCACAUUCCUUGAUAAGCAAGACGCCUGUCCUGAAGAAACUCCCGACCAGAAGGACGAGCGGCUGCACUCCAUGAUCACCGAGAUCCUCUCGAAGGACAUGCAGCAAUGCGUCAUUAGCAGUGGGUCUCUGCGACACGUACAUUCAGGGUCAAUACUAGAACACCGACAGAAAAGGAUUACAAAACAGCGGGACAGCUGAAGGAUGCACUCAUGAGCCAGUCUCGAGUCAAGCCCAGAAACCUGCCUCUCAAGUGGUGUGGGUUCGAAGUAGCUCUUCGCAAAAUGAUGGAGCAGCUCAACCGUCAGAUUCUGAGUCUGCAGGAGUGCGAGUUCAUUGGCUCCAAGCUUGGCUUCGAUCCCCCAUCCCUGAAGGCGUGCCUCAACUACUUGCGUGAGCUCCACAUCCUAUCGUUCUACGAUGCCCUGCCCAAUGUCAUCUUUGGCAGUUGCCAGGUGAUCCUGGACAAGAUCACUGAGCUUGUCACCUACAGCCUAGAGCUGAAGAAAGGGGAUCGGUUUAGCACUGGGGUCGACCGAAAGUUCCACCAGCAGGGAAUCCUAUCGCCUGGACAUCCUCCAGUCAAAAGCCUGCUCCAAGCACUACAGUAGCAAGUAUUUCGUACCAGAGGACCUGCCGAAGGUUCUCAAGUCGCUUUUCAUAGUCACAGAGGUAGGGCCAGGGGAGUACCUCAUGCCUUGUGUUCUGGAGGUCAACGACAUCCUCCCAUCUCCCCCAGUUCCUAAAGGCAACGUCCGAUCUUCCUUUGUCCUCCACUUCUCCAAGAAGAGCCCAAUGCUUGGAAUCUACUGCUGCACCAUCUCCUACCUGCUGACUGCGGCUGGCUGGAAGCUGUUGACAAGGGAUGGGGAGGUAGUUCAGGUAGCUAGGAACAGCAUCACUUUCGAACUGCCUCAAAAUCUUCCCGGGAAACUGACUUUCCUCGAUCCCCUUUCCUCCUACCUGGAGGUAGCUGUCGAUCUUCCAGCUGCUGUGGCUGCACAGCACAGCGCAGUGCUCUACAAGGAGAUUCACGGCACGUUUGUCGAAGCAAUGAAGAGCGCAAUGAAAACCCUCCACUAUGAGGUGAGGACACCAGAACUGUCCUUCCUGUGCCCUGAGCAGAGCUCUCUAUGCUCCGCCUUCCCUCAUCUUGCCACACUCAAUACCACUCACAGCUUUCUCACCUGCUCCCUCAGUCCAGACUGCGUGGCCCAUCCUCUCACUCCUGACCAGAAGAUGUGGCUCACCACUCCUGCAAAAGGUCCUGAAAAGAAGACAAAACCAAGACGACAGAAAAAAACCACUGCAGCUCCUCCUAUAUCAAUCUCAGCUGAGAAACCAGAUCUCCUCCAACUACUUGAAAUCAAUUUACGUUCCCGAGUUGCACCCAAGAUCGAUGAUUUCGGGACAUUUCUCCUCCAAGACAGUCUCGGGAACAAGAUGGAGAUUAUCAGACGCAAUCAUCAGGGAAGAGUGGAGAAGAUGACGAUGGAGGUUCUGAGGGAGUGGCUGGCAGGGAAGGGGGUGGAGGUGUCGUGGGAGAGCCUCAUAGCAACUCUGAGGAAGAGCAAACUGAAGCUUAUGGCCGACCAGAUUCAAAUUGCUCUGGACCAACUAAGAUCUUGAUGCAUUGUGCUCCUCACUUUUCAUGUUGACAAUGUAUUAUGUUUUUGUAAAUUACAAUUUUUGUAUCACUCCUUAUUUUUUAUCAUCUUUUUUGACAUGGUCUGACAUGAAAAUCACAUUUAGUGUGUGACAUGCUUGUACAUGAAUUUUUUACUUUUGUACUCCGCUCAUUCCAAGUAAAUAUCCGAGAGACGUUCUUCAGCGCAUUACGCAUGCGCUAUAUUUAUCCGCGCAUCUCCGUAUACUAGAAAAGUAGACCUCGCCCACCGUUCCGGAUAUCCCAGCGAGCGUGGGGCUCAGGUUCAUCUCUUCGCCAUUUCUCUCUCCCCGCCCCGUAUCCAGGCACGCUCUCUCUCCUCACCCGGCCAGCCAGGCUCCAUCUUUAGCUUCCCCACUCGUCCUCGUAUCGAGAGGAAAGAAGGACAGCAGUA